This is a messenger RNA of Papilio polytes (common Mormon), 3917 nucleotides long. RefSeq lists its product as uncharacterized. The coding region runs from base 118 to 3255 and encodes 1045 amino acids. NCBI's taxonomy places the organism in Eukaryota, Metazoa, Arthropoda, Insecta, Lepidoptera, Papilionidae. The transcript is spliced from 7 exons. The record is from RefSeq and is a predicted model, not a curated record.
UGUUGUUUGGACGUAUUGGAAAAAGCUAGAAAAAUAAUAAGUUUAUUGUUAAUUAUCUCGAUAGCAAUUAUAUAUUUCAUCGUAUGCGAAUAUUUACUAAGGUUGCAAUUUUCUGCCAUGGAUGAUAUUUACACAAAUUUAGAAAACUACGAUGACUUCAACAAACUUGAAGAGCUUAAAAAUGAAAACAAAACACUGAAGUUUAAAAUUGAAGAAUAUACAUCAGCUAUAAAUAAGCUCCAAAAAAAUAUUUUGCAGGAUUUCGAUACGUUAGCGGUAGAACAUAAAAAACUGGAGUUGAAUUAUUCAUCAUUACUGAAAACUGCUAAAGCAGAGAUUGAGAGAAAGACACUGAUGAUAAAGGAGCUAAACAUAGAGAAAGAUAAAUUAAUAAUAAAUGCAAGACAAAAUAAUGUUAAAAGUAAAUUCAAUAAGUUCCAAAGUGAUAAAUUUCAUUCUAAAAACAAUAAAAGCUCUGACACAAGCAGUGUACAAGGACAACCGCAGACAUUACCUAAUAGCCAAGUUUCAGCCAAUGAAUAUAAAAACAACAAUUCAUCACCAUUAGAUACAACUUCAACUUGCAGUGGAGAUACAAGAGAUUUGAAUGAUGCUCUGCGUUUUGCCAAUAAAAGUAUUAAAAAUGAUGGCACAAGUUUUAUUGCUAAAGAAAAUUCUGUACAGAUUACAAAUAAACUUCCUGACAAAGAAACUGAAACCAAAGUUAAGAAAAUUAUGAAUAGGAGAAAGUCUAUGCCAGCAUCAAGUUGUCGAGAUGUAAACUACAGUACAGACGAUGAACGGGAAAGUAGUGUAACAACAAAAACAAGUAAAACCCAACCCAGACGGGAUGAAAUAAAACGAUCUACAGAUAGAUAUUACGAAAACCAUAAAACAUAUGAUUCAUCAAGUUUAGACAAUAACUAUACACAUUAUCAAGACCAAAUGAGUACUAGGAGAUCUUAUUACAAUGAUAGUCAUUAUAGAAGCAGAGACAGUUAUGAUUCAGCACAGAGACGUCGCUGGAAUAUUAGUCCGGAUAGAACAAAUCGAAGCACAAGAGGUGAUAAUUACUACCAAGCAUACAAUCAUAGAGGUUAUGACAGCCCUCCGAGAGAUAAAUCCUAUCCUCAAAGUAGAAUGAGCGAUCGCAGACAUAAUUACCAUAGGGAUCACUCAAGAGAUUAUUCUAGAAGUAACAAUGAAUUUGAAAGAUAUCCUGAAAAACAUAGACUUCAAGAUCUGGAUGAACCAAAUUACAAGCGACAGAAAUAUGAACAUUCACAUAGAUAUAGUGAGGAUGAAGGACGUCAAAGAGACACUAGUAGUAGUAAAUCAGCAAUGCCUAUGUUACUGGAAAAUUCCGUUUCCUGUCAAUCACCUGACUACAUACACCCUGACAAUCAUAUAUCAGUUGCACCUAUAAGAGAAAUAAGGAGUACAGCUGUCAUGCACUUAGAGGAUCCUCGACUCUCUAGCAAGAAGUAUAAAAUAAUAAAUGAUUGUGAUAAAGAAGUUUUGACAACAGUUUAUGGGAGAAACAUAGAUAUUAUCCCAGUUAACAAAAAAAUAUGGGAUUUUAACCCCAUUCCUAUACCUAAAGCAUUAAUUGAACCACCAUCAAGUUAUAUAGAUAAUAUGACUAAAAGUUUUAAUAUGGAUUAUUAUUCUAAUUAUAACAUGGAUGUUGUUUCAAAUGAAAUAUCAAGUAGACCAACCAAUGGCGAGUAUUAUACUAGAAAUGAAUCUGUUGAACGUACACAAAAUAAUAAAAGUACAAAUGUUAGCACUAAUUCUACUGCACCUAAAUGUAAAGAAACACACAGCAAAGAGAAUUCUAAAAACAGUGAAGCAACAGUUGAUAUGGAUGUUGAGGCACAAUCUGUUAAAGAGAAGGACAAUGAUAAUGUCACUUCAAAACAUUUAAAUAGUGGAUAUAAAAUUCCGAAAAAACAAAAUAGUUCCGAAGUUUCUACAAGUACUGAUACUGUUCGUCAUAAAAUCGUAACUCAACAUUCAGAGAAAAAAUCUGUUUCUGAUCUAGGAAUUUCCAAACAUGUUGAAUCUAAAUCAACACUUAGCAAUAAUAUUAGAUAUAAACAAAAAGAUGAUAAUUAUACUAAGGAUAAUAAAACUGAGAAUGUAGACACUGAAAAGUGUAUAACAAAUAGGAAUGACGAAUUAGCUAUCUCAAGGAAAAUUGUUGAAUCCGAUUUAACGCUGAGUGACGAUACCAGCGAUAAUUUUGAACCCCCACUUACAAUAAUUGACACACAGACUAAACCUAAAUGUAAAAAAUAUAAAACAAGGGAGAGAACUAAAAACCAUGAAGGUACUAUAGACCCGAAAAAAACUGAAAAUGCAACCGAAAUCCUUCCAGGUGCAAAUACUGUAGAAAACAAACACCAACCAGAAGAAGACAAGAGCAAAUAUAAAGAAGAUUAUUCUGAACAUUCUAAAAAACACAAACAUAAAAAGAAAUCACCAGAAGGCAAAGAUAGCAUUGACGAUAGUAAAACAAGUAAAAAUAAAAAGGUUAAAAAAGAUAAAGAAGCUAAAACAGAAAUAAAAACUAAAUUUAGCGAUCUAUUUGGAGACAGCAGUAGUUUAAUAACGUGCGACGAUCUGGGAGUAGCUGCUCAGGAACCAGUUAUACCUAAUUUUAGUACAAUUAUUGAGGAUACUCAAGAUGCUGUCGAUAUUGAUAUAAGGGAAAGAGAAAAACCUCAACCAACAUUACAAACUGAUAUCACUCAAAAUGAGACCACAGACGAACAAGCUAACAAACAAACAGAGUCCACAAAUGUGAUGGAUGACAACAAAAAAUGUGACGAUCUCAAAAUAAGUAUAAGAAAAACGGAGGACAAAUAUACUAUAGUUCACGAAGCAACAGAACCUGCUAAUAUAUUUAAUAAUAUGACUGAAGUUUCUAAAAUACCAGAUACAGUUAUUAUUUCAACAGGGAUGCAGCAAAAAAAUGUAUACAAUGAUGUAGAGUUUAGACAGCCUAUCAACAUGACUUGUGUUGAAAGACUGCAACUUCUCAGUCCGGGUCUGGCGCUGGCAACAUCUACUCCAGCUAAGAUACAAGAACUGCCUGCAGAUGUACAAUCUGACUGCUCUAGUGUUUGUUCAUCUGACGCUGUGACAGUCAAACCACAGAAUAAUCAGACAUCUGACACGGAAUGUCAGAAAGAGUCAGAUGUGCCCGAUGUCAGGAUAUUCGUGAAACGAAGAAGGAAAGCGAAAAAGUGACGCUGUACUGUUAAUUUUUGUUAGUUACUUUUAGUUAAGAAGAUUAUUUUUAAGUUUUUAAUGCGUAAAGUGCAAAAUUUUGUAGUGAAUACAGAUAUGUUUCAGUGUUGUAUUUGCUAUAAACUACUAAAUACUAUAGACAACACCUAUAGUAUUUAGUAUGUGAAUGAUAGAUAUUUUGAUGUAAACCAUAUGAAAUAGCAACCAAGAUUUUUGAAAGUUUGAAAAACCCCAAAGUUUUUUAAAGUUCCAAUUUCUUUUACUAUUCUAUAGUAUCCUGGUAGGAUCCUACGGUUCCUUUUUUUCGAUGAUUUUAAAUUAUAGGAGUGGUUAAAUACAGGCUGUUUAUUAUCAUUCAAUUUAGUUAAUAAGAUUAUUUUUUGUAAUGUAUUUCGAUAAAAAUACUAUUAAUUUCUCUAAGUUUGCUCAAAGCACAUGACAAACUGUUAGAUUUGUUAAGAAUAUUUAAAGUGAAGUGUAAAGCCAUAUUUUUCUUGUGAUUGUCGCUGUGUAAUAUUAAAAAAAAAAUUGAAAUGAACAUUUCUGUCUUUGUCUAUAGCAAAAAAUCAAAGAUCUGCUGCCGUACAUAGUAAUAACAUUGUGUUAUUUACUGUGAUAGUUGUAUGAAAUGUUGAUAUUAAAGAAAACUUGUUUUAAUCCCA